UUUAAGUUUCCAACUUGUAGGAGGUAAUGCGUGCAGAACUGGUAAACUACCUACGUCACAAGCUGCUCGCAGCUCCUCACAGCUCCUCGAGCUUCCAGAUACCAUCUACCUGCCUUCAUGUAACGUAAACUCCUCUUCGCCCCCUGGGAUUUUCAUGGUAUAACAGUACAAGAAGCGAACAGCAAUGCCGUCCCUAUUCCCUUCCACGAGUGCUCUCAGCGCAACAUUCGGCCACGCUUCACCACACCAGUCAUCACCGCGCAAAGACAUUUCCCACCUGUACCCAGCUUGGGACGUGACCGAAGAUGCCAAACACAAGGCUACUCAAUUGAGUGAUGCCGCCAGCAAAGAGAUUGCAAAAGCCAGUCAUCUCGCUCAAGAGAAGACGGGAAAGAUUGAACUGUACAGUGGGAAGUACUAUGCUGCUUGCACCUUUGGUGGCUUGAUGGCCUGUGGCAUCACGCACUGGGGCGUCACACCACUGGAUCUCGUCAAAUGCCGUCGCCAAGUCGACUCGAAGCUCUACAAGGGCAACGUCGAAGGCUGGCGCACCAUUAUCCGCUCCGAAGGCGCUCGAGGUCUCUACACCGGUGGCUCUCCCACAUUCUUCGGCUAUUCGGUCCAAGGAGCGCUCAAGUACGGCUGGUACGAGUACUUCAAGAAGUUCUACUCGGAUCUUGCAGGUGAGGAGAAUGCUGUCAAGUAUAAGACAGGGAUCUACCUCGCUGGUUCUGCGUCUGCGGAGUUCUUGGCCGACAUUGGGCUGUGUCCGUUGGAGGCAGUGAAAGUGCGGAUGCAGACGACAAUGCCUCCUUUUGCGAGCGGAACUUUUGACGGCAUCAGCAAAAUCGUGGCUGCCGAGGGCGUUGGAGGACUGUACAAAGGUAUUGGACCGCUUUGGGCCAGACAAAUUCCGUAUACGAUGAUGAAAUUCGCCUCGUUCGAGACUAUUGUCGAAAUGAUCUACAAGUCCCUCCCCAAGUCCAAAGACGAGUAUUCCAAAGCCGCGCAGACCGGAGUUGCUUUCACAGGUGGUUACUUGGCUGGUAUCCUCUGCGCAAUCAUUUCUCACCCUGCAGAUGUCAUGGUCAGCAAGUUGAAUGCCAACAAGAAGGCCGGAGAGUCUGGUGGUGCGGCCGUGGGAAGGAUCUACAAGGAGAUUGGAUUCGGUGGACUCUGGAGUGGUUUGCCUGUUCGUAUUGUCAUGAUUGGAACCCUCACGGGCUUGCAAUGGAUGAUCUACGACACCUUCAAGCUGUUCAUGGGUCUGCCCACGACCGGUGGAGGUGGCCACAAGGAGGAAAAGAAGUAGUAAUGAACGAGCCCAAGAACAUGACAGCACUGGAGAACAGACCUAGGAGAUGAUGAUGAUGUAUCAGAUUUGUUCACUUAGAAUACCACCAAUGCCGAGUCUCGCUACC
Messenger RNA from Sphaerulina musiva SO2202, 1421 nucleotides. RefSeq names its product mitochondrial carrier. Gene Ontology annotation, biological process: mitochondrial phosphate ion transmembrane transport. Gene Ontology annotation, cellular component: mitochondrial inner membrane. The transcript has 6 exons. The record is from RefSeq and is a predicted model, not a curated record. Gene Ontology annotation, molecular function: phosphate transmembrane transporter activity. Lineage: Eukaryota; Fungi; Ascomycota; Dothideomycetes; Mycosphaerellales; Mycosphaerellaceae. Bases 185 to 1312 code for a protein of 375 amino acids.